AUGAAAAAGAUAAAUGCAGGACAUGCGGAUUGGAGAUGUAAAAAUAAUCACGAUUCAACCGAUUCGAGAUGCCUAACUAUUAAAACCUUUCGUACCGAAUUAACAAAGUCUUUGUUAUCUUCAUCUACACAUGACAACAAUAAACAACAGCAACGGCAACAAGGAUUUGUACGACAGAAUGGUAUUAAGGAGUUCCCACCAUUGAAUGUAAACACAACUCAGAAUACAUGGGGGUGGAGGGCGAAUGAUGUAGUAUAUAAUCGUCUGAAUCAACUCGAUCGGGAUGUCAGAGAUAUUUCUGAUCAAUUAAAGUAUUUAUUAGAUAUAAAUAAAAAGCAGCUUGCACAACAAAAACAAAUAACUGAAUUAACUACGUCACAUGCAGUACUCAUUCAUCAAAAUAGUCAAAAGUUAAUGUCUCAACAAGUUGAGGUUACUUUUUUGGGUGAGACUAUCGAAAACUUUCUUAUGCCAAUUUAUCAAACGGUAUUACAAGUGCUACCAAAAUUAAUCCAACAAGAAUCAAUUCCAACAGCUUCAAUUGAAUCUCUAGCUCAACGAUUCGAUUAUCAUAUAAAUGCCUUCUCCGAGUGGAAAUUACAGUAUAAGGAUAAAGAAAUGAAAAAAGAGAAAAUUGAAAAACUGUCACAAUUAGCAUCUUAUGCCAAUCAAGGUACGAAACUAUGA
Didymodactylos carnosus is the source of this 687-nucleotide messenger RNA. Lineage: Eukaryota; Metazoa; Rotifera; Eurotatoria; Philodinida; Philodinidae. The record is from the annotation of a GenBank genome assembly.